This is a messenger RNA of Oryza sativa Japonica Group (Japanese rice), 1251 nucleotides long. The record is from RefSeq and is a predicted model, not a curated record. Lineage: Eukaryota; Viridiplantae; Streptophyta; Magnoliopsida; Poales; Poaceae.
ACGAAACGAACUCGACGAAAUAUUCAUCCGCGGGCACUGUGCUAGCUGUGCGCGUAACGUUUUCUUUGCGCUUUUUCUGCUGCGCCCCAAACCCAUUCUCCUCUCCGGUCUCGCUACUCCUCGGCUUGAUGGCAUUUAAGUAGCAGCGACCCCGGCCCUCGCUCCCCCUCGUUCAUUCCCCCUGCCUGCCUGCUGCCUCUCUCGUCGUCUGCUUGCCUACCUUCCUCUCCUUUCUCUUGCCCGCUCCGGUUCUUGGUCCGCAGGCAGGGCGCGUUCGGAUGCUGUCCCACGUCGAGAUGGCCCCGGCGGCCGGCGGGUUCAAGCUGUUCGGCAAGGUCAUCAUGCAGUGCGGCGUUUCCGAGGGGACACAGGACAAGGCGCAGGGCUUCGUCGUGGCCCGGGAGAAGGUUGAACCGGAGGAGGAGGAGGAGGAGGAGCAGCGUGUCCCGGCUGCUGCUACGUCGGGGCAGCGCGCGUCGAUCAAGCGGGAGGCCGCGGACCGCGACGAGGAGCAACGGCAAGGGGGCGGGGACGCGGCGGGGCAGCCGACGCAGCGGCGGUUGCAGGACUCGGCCGAGGCGCGUGCGGCCGCCGCGGCGCCGCUGCCGUGCCCGCGGUGCCGGAGCCGUGACACCAAGUUCUGCUACUUCAACAACUACAACGUCAACCAGCCGCGCCACUUCUGCAAGGCCUGCCACCGCUACUGGACGGCCGGCGGCGCGCUCCGCAACGUCCCCGUCGGCGCCGGCCGCCGCAAGAACCGUCCCCUGGGCCCCCUCGCGGUCGCCCACCAUAACCACCACCACCGCGCGGCCGCCGGCUUCGUCCUCGGCUUCCCCAACCCGUCCUCCCCAACCUCCCCGUCGCCGGUCUACACCGACCGGUGGCCGGUCACCCCGGACCGCCCGUUUUGAUCCCGCCAUGCAUCCAGUCGAACCAACCGGCUUGGAUAUAGCUUCCCUUUGACUUGCUGCAGCUGGGUUGCGGAGGCUAGCUUGGCUUGCUUGUACGUGAGGCUUACACAAACACAUGGUAGAUGGAGAUAUCGAAUGGGCUUUUCUUUCUUUUUUUUCUUUUCUCCUCUUGCUAGUACCACCAUCAUAGCAUGCAGCUUCUCUCUCCUUACUACUACUAUCCUGCUAGUAGUUUGUUUCUUCCUCUUUCUCCUUUUGUUGUUUUCUAAGGUUGCGGGUGUAAUGUAAGAAUGGAAGUGAUGAGGUUGCGGAGGCAAGUUGCGAACUCCGUGGAAAA